Molecule: messenger RNA, 1746 nt
Organism: Physella acuta
Lineage: Eukaryota; Metazoa; Mollusca; Gastropoda; Physidae
Product: phospholipid-transporting ATPase ABCA3-like
Biological process (GO): transmembrane transport; lipid transport
Cellular component (GO): membrane; intracellular membrane-bounded organelle
Molecular function (GO): ABC-type transporter activity; ATP binding; lipid carrier activity
Source: RefSeq, a predicted model, not a curated record
AUGUUUGAAAAAGCAGAAAGUUCUGCUGACAAGGUUCCAGCCAAAUUAGAUUUCAAAGUUGUUUUGUUUGAGCCUGUUCCAGCUUUCAAAACUUUCAACCUAAGCUUUGAUUACACAGAGGCGGGUCUAACUUCGGCGCAACUGCUCGUAACCAAGAUGUUCCUGAACUACUGGAAGCAAGAGAAACAGCUGGUCUUCAGCUCCAAUGUCUCCGUCAAAACCCGUAGGUUGCCAGAUAAAGUCAUGGAUGUGUACGAGACGUAUCUCAUCUACCUGCCUGCCAUCUUUAUUGUGUUCACGGUCAUGUCGACUGUUGUUAUAGUAGAGGAGAAGACAUCAUCCAUUCAAGAUGCUUUGAAAAAUGCGGGGGUAUCUCAAACUGUCUAUUGGAUUUCGUGGAUUCUUUAUCGGAUGAUUGUGGGCCUUCUGAGUUCUGGCGUUGCUAUUGUGUACUGGUUACGUAAGAUGGACACUGGAUAUACACAAUAUGUAUCAAAAACCAAGUUCGUCAUUUGGAUUUUGCUAACGGUUCUUAACAAUUUGACGUUUGCGUCCGUGUUGGCAUGUUUACUUCCAAGUAGGUUGGUCGUAACCUCUACCACAGUCUUCUACGGCUUGUUGAACGCUCUGUCCUACGCCCUUACCUCCGCUAAAGUAACGUCCAUCAAAAUUUUGGCUGGGUUGUUGCUUUUUUCACAUGGGAAUAGGAUUUGUGUUGACGCCGUCUUUUCUAAGGAGAUUUUGUAUGGCAAUUUGAAGGAUAGUGAUAGACUGGACAACCAGUUCAUCGAAGGGGCAAUGUACAUGUUUUUCAACAGUGUAAUCAACGCCGUGGUGGUCUUGGCUGUUGAAGUUAUCUGCAAUAUCAAAAAAAAGCACAUAAAACGAACUAACGUGGGGCCUGUACCGCCAGUACAAAAUGACAAAUGUUUUGAAACUGCCACAGGAGAAGACGCUUUUGGGAUUGUUAUUAGAGAUCUUGUUAAAGUGUACGGUGAAGACACAGUUGUGUCUGGUAUCAACUUAGAUAUCUACAAGGACCAGAUCACUAUGUUGCUGGGUCACAAUGGCGCUGGGAAAACAACGACACUGUCUAUAAUCUCAGGUGUGACGUCAAUAACUAAAGGUAAAGUAACAAUCAACGGCUCUGACGUCAGUAGUAGAGGCAUUAGAAGAACAGUGGGAUAUUGUUCUGAUGUAGAUACCUUGUUUCCAAACCUUACUUCCUUUGAGCAUUUAGUCUUCUACUCAAAGACCGUCAUCCUGGAUGAGCCUUCAACUGGACUGGAUCCAGCCUCCAGACAAGACAUGUGGAGAGCUUUGAAAAGUUGGCGCCAAGGUCGAACUAUUUUUAUGACCACACAUUUUAUGGAUGAGGCCGAGAACUUGGGUGACAGGAUAGCCAUCAUGGAGAAAGGCAGGAUCAAGUGCUGUGGGACUCCAAUGUUUCUCAAGAACAUUUUUGGACUGGAGCACAAGCUAACCAUUGUCAAGGGAGACAACUGCAAUGGUCACAAGGUUGUCAAACACGUCACGUCUUGUAUUAGAGAAGCCAUUUUUCAGACGUCUAACGCCACAGAUCUCAUUUUUUCAUUGCCCGGAAGUAGUGGCAGUGAGAUUCCAAGGCUGCUGAGUAGCCUGGAAAAUGAGAUGGAAUCACUGCAUAUAACCUCGUACAGGCUAGCACCAACCUCCAUGCAGGAUGUCUUCACAAGGAGCCUGCAAGAAGAUUUUGUCAAUGAGUAA